AUGGACAAUGUGCUAUAUACUAUCUGCGCGGACAAUAAGAUACGGAUAUGGGCUCCAAUGGAACGUCAUGGCUUAUCUGUGCUUCAACUUUGGAACGAAAUUGACAUGGCGGCCUCUAUUCAGCCCAGGAACCCAUUGCCAUCAAAUGAGGCAAUGAGACGCUAUGGGUUCAUCAUCGAUAGUCGGGAUUUUGCGAAAGCCAUGGAACGCGCUGUGCAGUGCGGAGACUCGAAAGAUAAAAACCACCCUGCCCUCGAACACCUUCUCGAAGUUGCCGCGAAAGUUCCUGAAAUUUGUGUCGUCCUCGAUGGUAGAGGACAUAUGUGCGCCUGGGGGCUUGAGAACGUGGGCUGCAAAGUCCGGUCACCUGCAAACAUCUUCAAUAUCGCCCAUGUUGAAGGGCUGCACUUGUCGCUUCCUUCGGGAGUUCUUCCCCGUGAGGAUUAUGCUCGAUUUUAUUCUUUCGCGGGGGGUGUAUUCGAUGAUUCCUUUACAAUUCUGGCUCAUUACUUUGACGGGCGGAUCGAAUGGCUGGAUUCUAAGAUACAUACCCUUUUUGAUCCGACUCCCAGGAAAAAGAGACUGAUUUCGAGGGCGAUUUGGUCAGGCCACGGGGGAGCAGUGAAGAAAAUUGUUCGUACGCCUGUUGGCAAGAUGUUGAUUUCCCGUACGGAUGAUAAUAAGGCAAUGAUUUGGCGGCAGCGCUCCUCCAGUACCGGUUCCGUUCUUGUACAACAAAGUUCUCUUCUGUCAGAUCUACACAUCCAUCGAACGUUUUUGCUGGAUGAUGGGAAAUUUUUGGUUAAUUUGCACCACAACGGCAUUUCUCUUUGGGAUGUCCGUUCAUUUCAUGGAACUCUCCUCGAUCAGUGUGAUUUUCAAUUGAGCAGCAAGCCAUUAUGCGUCUUGUUCGUACCAACUACGGAUAUCGAACCCUCAACAGUGUAUAUAGCAGCCAUCGGGGUCGAUAUGGCUGGAAUUGCGUGGGAAAUCGAUCUUCCCGGAAACCACAGCCAUGUCAAUGGCGUGAAUGGGAACCGCAAAUACUUACGUCAAUUUUGUAUGUUUAACCUUGGCGUGAAGGAGGAUGUUUCGUAUAUCAUUCCCGUCGACCCGGCCGGGAGCCGAGUGAAAACAUCUGGCUUCCUCGAUCUCUUUGCCACGGACAUCGCCCUAUCUUAUACCCACAGUGGAACGGUCAGAACAUGGACUGCCAAAGUCGACAAACAAAAUCAAAAAAUUGAGUGGCUAUUGACGUCCACUGUUGAAACGGGAAUCGUUAACCCUUCCCUUGCAAGCGCAACGUCGAUGCGCAAGGCUGCACUUAUUGACCAAAAUCGGACCCAUCUAAGUAUAUGGGACACAAACGGGGCACAGCUAGAGUUUGAAGAGCACUUUCCACAGCAUGAUAUUAUCCAAGACCUCGACUGGACAUGCACUCCCGAUGCUCAAUUCAUACUUGCCGUUGGGUUCCCAAGGAAGGUGGUCCUCCUUUCCCAACUACGAUACGAUUAUCUCGAUGCAGGCCCUUCUUGGGCCCAAAUCAGAGAGAUCCGAAUGCAAGAUCUUACACCACACCCUAUUGGCGACUCCUGCUGGCUAGGCAACGGAAAUCUAGUGGUUGGAGCUGCCGGCUCAAUGGCCCGUUACCUGUGUUUCACCCUCAGUUCCUCGCUCAGUAUGUUCCAGCAUAUGACGUGGAAGGAAAUGCAUUCGUCCAGUACGGACUACUCGUUUGAAGCCGAGCCACAUGUAGUCGAUGAGACCGUUGCCGCGUCGCUCAACGAAUACCUGUCGCGCAUCGUUCUUGCGCAGUUAUCAAGCACGGAACAGUUUCGCCUAGUGAACAUCGUGGAAUGCGUUGCUACCGUUGAGAAACACCGUCGUUCUAUGGACGACAAUGCAGCACGAUACCUUUUAUUUUUCAGACAGCAUAUGAUCAGACGAAGUCAGAAACUACCAGAGGUUUCUAAUAUCUCAUGGCGCGAAAUCGUUUGGGCCUUUCAUAGCGACAGUCACGAAAUCCUUGCUGACCUAGUUUCUCGACAAUAUAAUGGCAGGAUGCUUUGGGAGAAUGCCCGUGAGAGCGGUCUAUUCAUGUGGAUUACUGACAUCAAUACAUUGCGAACACAACUCGAAGUUAUUGCACGUAAUGAAUAUGGAAAGACGGAUGAAAGAAAUCCAAUCGACUGCAGCUUAUAUUAUUUGGCCCUUAAGAAGAAGAACAUUCUGCAAGGCCUUUGGCGUAUGGCAAAUUGGCACCGUGAACAAGCGGCAACAUAUCGGCUCCUGUCGAAUAAUUUCAAAGAGCCGCGUUGGCAGUCAGCGGCUCUGAAAAACGCAUAUGCUUUGCUUGGCCGACGAAGAUUUGAGUACGCGGCAGCAUUCUUCCUUUUGGCAGACCACCUACGAGACGCUGUAAACGUGUGUAUAAACCAGCUAAAAGAUAUUCAACUUGCUAUUACUAUUGCACGUGCAUAUGAAGGUGAUGACGGGCCGGUACUCAAAGAAAUUCUAGAAGAACAUAUUCUUGUGGCUGCGGCUACAGACGGCAACAGGUGGAUGGCAUCCUGGGCGUUUUGGAUGCUAAAUAGGCGAGAUAUGGCCGUACGCGCGCUGAUAUCCCCUGUCGAAACUCUUUUGCCUCCCACGCCUGGCUCCCCAGGUAGUUCUACUGGUGUCUCCCUUCAUGCCAGAUCCUAUCUAUCCAAUGACCCAGCUCUCGUUGUUUUAUACGAACAACUUCGGGAAAAGACGCUCCAAACCCUCAAGGGUGCCUCAAAGGUUGCCGCCCGGGACGAGUGGGAAUUUGUGAUUCGAAAUGCGCGGCUUUACGACAGGAUGGGUUGCGACUUAUUAGCCCUGAGUCUUGUUCGUAACUGGGAGUUCUUGAGACCUCCUCUUGUCGAAACACUCCCGUCACGGCUGUCGAUAGGGCUGUUAGAGAAUGUGCCAAACCCUAAUAAACUGCUUAAACGAAGAAGCAGUUUAGUCGUUGCAGAUAUGCAUUUAUCUCCCGGCUUACAGGAGGAGAUAAGGAAGGCAGCCACAGACGUCGCGGAUAAGCAAGCACGUGCCGCGCAUGGUACGCAGCCUCCGCCGACUACGUUUGAGGAGCCAGAUACGAGUUCUUUGCUAGACAGUUUUGGGUUUUAA
Molecule: messenger RNA, 3156 nt
Organism: Uncinocarpus reesii 1704
Lineage: Eukaryota; Fungi; Ascomycota; Eurotiomycetes; Onygenales; Onygenaceae
Exons: 6
Coding region: 1-3156 (1051 amino acids)
Biological process (GO): vacuolar acidification
Cellular component (GO): RAVE complex
Molecular function (GO): protein binding
Source: RefSeq, a predicted model, not a curated record